This is a messenger RNA of Empidonax traillii (willow flycatcher), 681 nucleotides long. RefSeq names its product mono-ADP ribosylhydrolase 2 (gene MACROD2). NCBI's taxonomy places the organism in Eukaryota, Metazoa, Chordata, Aves, Passeriformes, Tyrannidae. Gene Ontology annotation, biological process: purine nucleoside metabolic process; DNA damage response; peptidyl-glutamate ADP-deribosylation. The annotation marks the transcript as partial. The record is from RefSeq and is a predicted model, not a curated record. The transcript has 5 exons. Gene Ontology annotation, molecular function: ADP-ribosylglutamate-[protein] hydrolase activity. Gene Ontology annotation, cellular component: nucleoplasm.
GCUGACGGGCACCGUGCGGCGGGCGCGGAGCCGGACCCGGCGGGAGCGGCGGCACCACCAGCGGCAGCAGCGGCGCGGGGCGUCGGUAUCGCUCGGCUCUGGCUCUGGCGCGGCGUCUCCUCCACCCCCUCGUGAGCCUGGGGAACCUGCAGCUCAAAGCCGCCGCCAGCCACACCACCAUGUACUCCGGCAACAAGCGGAAAAAGCUCUGGCGGGAGGAGAAAGAGCGUCUGCUGAAGAUGACCUUGGAAGAAAGACGCAAGGAGUACCCGGGGGACUACGUUGCACUGAAAGCUAUUCCAACGUGGAUGGAAGACUUGAAAAGCAAGAGUGAAAGUGAUGGUGAAACCCCCAAAGAAGACGUGCAGGGGAAGAAAAGUCUGAGUGAGAAAGUUUCUCUCUACAGAGGGGACAUCACACUGCUGGAGGUCGAUGCCAUCGUUAAUGCUGCUAAUUCCAGCCUUCUUGGAGGCGGAGGAGUGGAUGGCUGCAUACACAGAGCUGCUGGGCCCUGCUUGGUUGCUGAGUGUCGGAACCUGAGCGGGUGCGAGACUGGACAGGCCAAAAUCACCGGUGGCUACGACCUGCCUGCCAAAUGUAAGUCACCCUUUCCUCACAGCGUUCCUUCUCAGCACGUGCUGCUGCUGGAGCCUCCAUCUCCCUCUGGUCUAAUUCAACGAG